AUGCGUAAGUUUGGCGCGAUUCUGUCGCAUGUCGCAGGUGACCUUCUUCCACUGACACGCGAUCAUGUGCGCACAGCUGGCGAUCCAGUACCAGUGGGGAAGAAGCGCAGAUAUAGGCCCGGGACCCGUGCGCUGCGCGAGAUCAGGAGAUACCAGAGCAACACCGACCUGCUCCUCCUCAAGCUGCCCUUUGCACGACUUGUCCGCGAGAUUGCAUCGACAUUCCGACCACGCGACAUGGAGUUCCGGUUCCAAUCGCAGGCCAUCCAGGCACUGCAGGAGGCGGCAGAGGCCUUCCUAGUGCAUCUGUUUGAGGAUACAAACCUGUGCGCCAUUCACGCCAAGCGAGUCACCAUUAUGCAGAAGGAUAUUCAGCUCGCGCGGCGAAUACGCGGCGUAUGGGGAGGGGCUGGAUGGAUAUGA
Messenger RNA from Cryphonectria parasitica EP155, 423 nucleotides. Its product is annotated as histone-fold-containing protein. Lineage: Eukaryota; Fungi; Ascomycota; Sordariomycetes; Diaporthales; Cryphonectriaceae. Gene Ontology annotation, cellular component: nucleosome. The record is from RefSeq and is a predicted model, not a curated record. The transcript has 2 exons. The coding region runs from base 1 to 423 and encodes 140 amino acids. Gene Ontology annotation, molecular function: structural constituent of chromatin; DNA binding; protein heterodimerization activity.